UUUAAGUUUAUCUCCAAAUGGUGGUGCUUGAAGACGGAGCCAUGAUGACUACUAAUCCAAAUCAGUAUUUACAACCUGAUUACUUGCAACCACUUCCAUCUUCUUUGGACUCUAAAAAAAGUCCUCUCGCGCUUUUAGCGCAAACAUGCAGCCAGAUUGGAGCGGAUACGUUACCUGCCAAGCCGCUCUUGCCGUCGCUUGAUAAAAAGAAACCAGUGAAUAGUGUUAACAGUGAUAACAUUAGUCGUUCUUCACCCAGUGCGAGUAAAUUGGAUAAACCGCGUUCCUCACCUGAAAGCAAACAUCUAGCUUUUAAACCUUACGAAACCAACGUCAUUACGAAAAAACCUGAGGAAUCUCGUCCACCCUCAAAAGCCAGUUCUGAUAGCUCGGAAGACAAAAAAUCGGGCAAAAGUACCCCAGGAAGAAAAUCAACUCCGCCAACGACGGAAAAUGGAAAGAUCAGCCCUAAUAACGAUCAAAAGUCCUCUUCUUCUGCAUCAUCUGGAACUAGCCCUAUUAUUCGUUCCGGUUUAGAAGUUUUGGGACACGGCAAGGAUCAUCUGGGAGCAUUUAAAAAUUUACCUGGUCUACCUGGAUUCAAUCCCUUGGCUGGACUUUGUUGUCCUCCUGGAAUGGAACAACACUCAAACCCCGCAUUUCGUCCUCCUUACGCUGGAGCGCCAUUGAGCGCUCAUCACGCUGCUAUGCUGGCUGCAGCUGCCACCUUCCCAGGAUCGUCACCAAAUCCUUAUCUUGGAUACGCCAGAGUUAAAACACCAGCGGGUGGUGAAACAUUAGUACCGGUAUGCAAAGAUCCCUAUUGCACCGGCUGCCAGUUUUCAGUCAACAAUCAUCACCUUUUAAUGAGCAAUGGAGCUUGUCCAGCUGGUUGUACGCAAUGCGAACAUCAAAAAUACAAUUUAGCAAUGGCGAUGGCUUUAUCACAACAAGGAGCCGCCGGCAGCAUUCCAUAUCCACAUUUAAGCCGUCCGUAUAUUUGUAGCUGGAUUGUUGGGGAAUCUUACUGUGGAAAACGUUUCGGAAAUUCGGAGGAGCUUCUUCAACACCUACGAAGUCACACGACGGACGGGGCAACUCCAACUUCAUCACCAACAUCACAACCAUCGUUACUGAACCCAUUAAAUCCCUUAUUUACAACCGCUGGACUUCGUGGCGCAUACCAGACGGCACCUUUGAGCCCUCUGUCGGCGAGUAGAUACCAUCCAUACUCAAAGGCUUUACCUCCGAGCCUUUCUCCGUAUGGUGCUUUUAAUCCUGCUUUGGGUCCUUUCUACUCGCCCUAUGCAAUGUACGGCCAGAGGCUCGGUGCAGCUGCAGUGCAUCAGUAAAUUAGUGUAGUGAGGACUGUCGACAUUCUGUGAUAUCAUAAUAGACUUAAAUGAUGUUUUAAGGCGUGAUCCGCCAUGACAAAUUUAGAUAAUAGUGCAAUCUUAAAUUAACAAUAUAAGUUAUUUGUUCCGACGGAGUUUGUAAGCACGUUGGUGACAUGUGGAUUAUAUAAAGACUAUGCACAGCCAAAUGUUUUGUGUCUAUGUUCAAUAUUAACAAAAUAAAUUUCAAAUACAAAUUUAUUAAAACUA
Molecule: messenger RNA, 1604 nt
Organism: Melitaea cinxia (Glanville fritillary)
Lineage: Eukaryota; Metazoa; Arthropoda; Insecta; Lepidoptera; Nymphalidae
Gene: noc
Product: zinc finger protein Noc
Exons: 2
Coding region: 18-1352 (444 amino acids)
Biological process (GO): negative regulation of DNA-templated transcription
Cellular component (GO): nucleus
Source: RefSeq, a predicted model, not a curated record